UCCAGCAAGUUGAGCGAACUGCAACUGGUUGAAGAACCUGGCAUUUUAAAACUUCCACGAAGUCUUUUAUGACGUCCAAACCCAAUCAAAGCGAAAAAAUGGCAACAUAAAAAGAUUUAAAUUUCGAUAAUGAGAUCUACUAAGAGAUCCCCUCCCCACCUCUAAAUUUCUUUCAGCCACUAAAAUAUGGAACUGCAUAUAAGCAUACAAAUAUUUAAAAUUUAACUAAAAGAAAACUAGGACGAACUCGCGAUAUAUGUGCAAUCCUAUAAUUUAUACCUAAACUACCAGAAUGUUGUCUACGGUACUCAGCGCAGUGAUAUUGUGUCUGUCGGCCAAAAGUUUUAUUUAUUUUGCAAAGGAGCUACUUACCUUAAGCAACUCAAGUGCAACAAAAAAUAUUCAGACGAAAGGCCGGCUUUCAAUCCUCCGUUGUUCUAUUAAACCAACCAUUUUUCAGGUAGCAUGGAGCUGUAUCAGAACUGUUUUGAAGAUGUUAACUUAGCAUUGCAACAUUCCACCUAUAAGGCCUACCGCUUCCAAAAUAAGUACUUGCUUUAAAUGAAAUAUGAAAAAAAUCACAGAAACAAGAGAUGUUCCUCCCGAAAUCAAUCGCAAAGCUAUGAUGACCUUCUAAUGAUGACUUGAUGAAUGAAUGGAUUUUGAAACCAACAGAGAUUAGAAAAAGCUCGACUAUUUGAUUGGUCAGCUCUGUUUUUGACUCUCAGUUCUAGAUGGAUUCCGAAACUCUGAGGAUGGACAAGCUAAAACAUCUGAGCAUCGGCCUAAGUCUGUUUCUUUUUGUAGGAACUGCCGGCACUACAUGUAUUAUCCAUGAGGACCUUUUGAAAAGCCAAAAUAUAUACUUGAGUAACAAUAAUUGGGUUUACGAUCUUCAACGUAGUGAUAUUGUAGCAGAUGGCACGAGGAUUUUUCUGCUGUGUUUUAAUGGAAUACACCCUUCAGGGUUUCUAUGCAGGAACAAUGUUUUCGAUCCACCGCUAGAAUCGGUUUCAUGUUCGCGGGCGCUCAAAGCAUCUUUUGUAAAUGUACCCGAUACUUCGUGUCCCACCGGUUCCCUUACGUAUGCAGUGGGUUAUUCAUACAAUGGACGUUUAUUGGAGUUAUUUCGAAACUGCUACGAUCACGGAAGAUUAUCAUUGGACUAUUCCAUCUACAAGACAUAUCGCUACACAAAAUCUGCUACUCGUCCUACAAGUCCAUACUGGUAUAGGGAUUUGAUGAUGACAACACAAGAAGUUUUGGCCUACAAGAGACAAGUUUCGCAAGCCUGUGUCACCACUGCCCUGGGUGGAAGCCAACCGGACUGUGUAUUUGAUCGCGGUCACGUAACACCAAGUUCUGCUUUUAUAUUCUCAGAGUUUAAGAGGGCAACCUAUAGGUACCUAAAUGUCGUUCCCCAAUAUAACCUAGUCAAUAUUGGCAACUGGGAGAACAUCGAGGCCUGGGUAACCAGACUAGUUAUGGGACAUUAUGAUCUGCCCUAUCGAGCUUACGACGUUCUCAAGGUUUGCACAGGAGUUCUGGGAGUGCAUAACUUGCCACACUCUAAUAAUCAGAUAGCUGGACUUAUAUCUAUUUACCUGUAUAAAAACAACAAAAUCCCCGUUCCCAAAUGGAUGUACAAAAUUGUUAGUCAUCUCUCCGGAGAUAAAUGGGUUUUUUUAACCUAUAACGAUGUAAAUCUUCCAAGUUUAUUAGACUUAAAUCAGAUCUGCAACCAGGUCGCUUGCCCGAAUGGUCUUAAUCGAAGUGGAGUGGGAUACACUGUCUGCUGCGAGCCCUUCGGAUUUAUACAAAAUAACAUCGAUUAUUUGACUGGUGUUUGCUAAAGCAGCAAACAAUCCAAAAACCUUAAAAUGAGAAAGACAGUCCUGUUAAAUAAAGAAUUGCUGCUUUACAAAGAUAACAAUGUAUUCUAUUCUCAAUUACAACAAUUUUCUCUACAUAUAUAAAAUGGUAAAAAAUCAACCAUCCCCCAAUAAACGUAAUAGAUUAGAGGCAGUGAUAUGUACACAAAAUAAUUAGACGGCAACCUAAACAGCAAAGAGAAGUAAUGCCAGCCACUUAUCAGUAAAGUCGGAAGCGCCUUAGUAAUUGUCGGGGACUCCCGGCACUGUAUAGAUAAGA
This is a messenger RNA of Drosophila suzukii, 2151 nucleotides long. NCBI's taxonomy places the organism in Eukaryota, Metazoa, Arthropoda, Insecta, Diptera, Drosophilidae. The record is from RefSeq and is a predicted model, not a curated record.